AUGUCGAUCCAUAGGGAUGCCGGGGAUCGAACCAACCAAACUGGCAAAAUGGCCGUUGCAGCGCAUAGUCAAACGGCAUCCCUGGCGAUUGCUGGAACAGCAGUGGCCGCAUUGACCGCGGGUGGGCGGAAGGCUCUCGGAAACGUCAAGCCAACGCGGGUGCGCCAGUUCUUCUGUGAAAGGGAAGCCUGCGUCUUUCUGAGGGAGGAUGUGGGGCAUGUUGUGAAAGAUCAUGCAUUCGGCUGUGCUGGUCCCUACGGUGCUGUUGGUAAAUGGGAUAAUGUUAGAAUCGAAAUGCAUUACUACUUCAUUUACACUUCAAGAGUCUGCGCCAAAAUGUCUCUUGCAGGGUAG
Messenger RNA from Cladocopium goreaui, 354 nucleotides. The record is from the annotation of a GenBank genome assembly. NCBI's taxonomy places the organism in Eukaryota, Dinophyceae, Suessiales, Symbiodiniaceae.